CGGUUGUUGUUGUUCUGACGUCGAACGAACGGGACGUGUGUCGCGCGUUAAAUUAAAAAAGAUAUACAUAUAUAAUAAUAAUAUAGAUAAACCAGAGCUCCGAUACGCACGCGAAAAUUGAUGCGAAAGAAUCGAAAUAUAACAGAACGUCAGCUAUGAAAAAGAAAAGCAACAACACAACUACACCUAAUUAAGUUAACAAAAUUGUUUUUCCGGACGCGAAAUGAAAAUGUAAUCAAAGAGACGAAAUGAAAUUAACUGGCAGUCAAACGUAGAGCAGCAAAGUCAGUCAAACAAAUUGCUCGACAACCUCAACAAACCAAUGGGGAAAUGGAAACAGACUACAUCUCCUUCCUUCUCUUCGUGUGUGGCUGUAGAACCAUAGGACAUUGCUUGAAAAUCGUACACGGAAAAUUUGCGCACAGAUCGUAAAUGUGAAGCGCGCGCGGCGUGGCAGAAAUUGUGGAAAAUUCAAUACAAAACGGCGCGACAAUAACAAAAAAAAAAAAAAAAGAAAAUAAAUAAAAGGCAAAGAGAAGAAAAGAAAUUUUGCAAAGCAGCUGUGUCUAUCUCAAUGUGAGCGUGUGUGUGUACGUGUGUGCCACUGUAGCAAGAAAACAAACACAAAAGUGAAAAUCAAAGGGAAUUGCAAACAAAAACAAUAGUGCGCAUACAACAACACCAACUACAACAACGGUAAUCAACAACAACAACUAGCCGCAACCGCUGACUUCCUCUUCGAGCAUUUGCAAACGCAUUUACACUCACACACACGCACUCACUGUUACCUGAGUGCCAACGGCAAAGACGGCGACGACGUCGCAGCAUCUAAGCAGCUGACAUACAGCUAAUCUCUCUCCCUCUCUCUCUCUUUAUAACUAUCGCUCGCUUGCUCUCGGUCACUUGCUAGGUAAAUUAAUGCACGCCUACGCUGACGUCGCUGCUGCCGCACGAUAAUGCAAAAGACAACAAAAAGAACAGAAUCCAAAUCAACAACUUCCAGCACGCUGGCAUUUCAACUAGUCAAAUUAUUUGCCUAAGGACACAACGCGAAGUCAGCAACAAGAGCAAACAUAUCCGUCAAAUUAAGUAGAGAUUAGAAAGUUCGAUAACAUAAUUCGAUAAUAUACUCGCGCACUCUCUCACACAUACACAAACAACAUGGAUUGGAUCAUCAGCGAUGAACUUGGUCUGACGGUCGGCCAUGUCGUCGGUUGGGCGGCUGCCUCGGCAAUGGUUAUCGGUGGUGUGAUACCCUAUGUGCCGCAAUAUAUUGAGAUCAAGAAGACGCAGGACGCCGAGGGCUUCUCACUCUACGUCUGUCUGGCGCUGCUGGUAGCCAAUUCAUUAAGAAUACUCUUCUGGUUCUCCAGCCGCUAUGAGCUUCCUUUGCUGGUGCAGAGUGUCGUCAUGAAUGUGACCAUGUUCCUAAUGAUACACCUUUGCGUGAAGGUUAAGCGCAUGAAUGCCAAUUCGCGGGGCGAGCAUACGCUGCGUGGCGACGAGCUGCACUUGCCGAAAGUGCUGACGGACACGGACACCGGCGCCUCCAUAUCCACGGAUGUGGGCGUGCUGAAGCGUGCACGUUCCAGGCAUUAUCUGAAUGAUCUGGACUUCAAGUACUUUUGGAACUGGACAGACUUUCAAUCGUAUUUGGACAUGAUGCUAGUCGUCUGGGCCGUUGGCGCUGCAAUCACAUAUCUAAUGCUCUCCGUGCACUGGUUCAUGGAGUCCAUGGGCUUCGUGGCCGUCUUCACAGAGGCCAUGUUGGGUGCGCCGCAAUUCCUGCGCAACUUUAAGAAUAAAUCCACAUAUGGUAUGAGCAUUCACAUGGUGAUUAUGUGGACGCUCGGUGAUAUGUUCAAGACUGGUUACUUUAUCGCGAGGAACGCGCCAUCGCAGUUCUGGAUUUGUGGCACGCUGCAGGUCAGCCUGGACAUUGCCAUCCUGCUGCAGGUGUGGAUCUAUCGGAACAACACGAAGCCGCGCGACUUGCGGCGCGGCGAUUAGCAGUUUGCCCCCGAAGAACAACUACAGCAGCAGCAGCAGCAGCAGCAACACCACCAACAGCUACAAGAACAACAACAACAACAACAUCAACAACACGAUCUGUGCAUAUCGCAUUCCGAGGAGCGACAACUAUCGCUGCCCAUAACGCUCAGCAGCAGCGGCGACGAUCAUCUGCUGACAGCACGCGCCGACGAUGAGCACUUCAAGGCUCUGGACUAUGGCCAGUGCCACGACAAUCGCGCCUUCCAGUACCACAACAACAACAAGCUGCUGCCACGCCCCGGCGGCAGCGGCAAGAGCCAGAGCCGGCACGACAAUGCCAGCAGCAGCAACAACAACAACAACGCGACGACAGCGAACGCCGUGGCCGUUGCCCUCGAUGCCCUCGAGGUGGUCAUCGUGCACACGCCGAGUGCGCGGCUCAGCAAUGGGCCGGGCAGGCCGCGCAUUUAUGGCGGCCACGAGCACAUGCAUGGGCGUGGCAGCUGCUGUCAGCGGCGCAAGCGUCACAAUGCCACACAGACGUCGGCGCAGCGCUGCUGCUGUUCGGUCGCUGCCGCCGCGGCAGCAGCAGCCGCCUCGGCCACUGUCUGUCAUUGCCAUGUGACGACGACGCAUCAUCACCAUUGCCACCACCACUGCCACCAUCAUCACUAUGGCACUGGGAAGCGCCGGCAGCGGCCGCAGCACCAGGAGCUGCCGUCGCAUCACUCGCAUCACUCGAAGCAGUCCAAGUUGCAUUCCGCGCACAGUCCGCUUCCAGCCAGCAAGGGCCAGCACAACCACAACAACAACAACACCAAGUCUUCCCUGGACUCGAGCGAGGAUGCAGCGCGAAGUCGGGCGCAGUUGCACUCGGCAGCGAUUGCCAUCGAGAUCGAUGCGGCCACCGUCACGGAGAACAACAGCAGCACGGCCACCUCCAAUUUUCCGUACAAGGUGGCCAGCGAGGGCGGCGGUGCGCCCAUGAAUCUGCUGCCGCUCUCCGAGCAGCAUCGCCAGCGGCGACGCGGCUCACUCAACUCCAACACCACCAUUGAGACGGAUGAGCUGUCGCGCGACGACGACGAUGACGACGACGACGAUGAUGAUGAUGUGCGCAUGGGCGUGCAGCCGGAGGAUGAGGAGCAUCUGACGCCGUCGACGGCCAUACAGCCGAGCAGCAGCUCGAGCAGCACAGCACGCGCCCUUGCCGGCGCUGCGCCGCCACGGAACGAGUGCGUCCGGAUCAAGCGCAAGCGCUUUGUGCCCGACGCCAUGCAGGAUUACUGCAGCAGCUGCUCGCGCUGCUCCAGCUGCAGCUGCGAUCAGGCGCGCACCAGCUCGUGCAGCAGCCUGGACGACGAUCAGGAGGCCCGAGAGCUGACUGUCGCCGUCGAGUGCCAUCGCUGCAUGGCCGAGCAGCAGCCGAACAGCCGACGCAGCAGCCUGAAGAGCUUCUGCUCCUGCCACACGAACAGCUGUUGCUGCGGCCAGUGCAGCGAGGGCGACGACGACGAGCACUUUGCCGGCGAUGAGGAUGAGGAAGAGGACGAUGAGGACGAGACAACGGGACAGCGUGAAUCGUUCUGCACAGCCGCCGAUCACACCAUCCUCAGCACGCCCACGCAGGAGGAGGGCCACAGCAGCACGCUGACGCCGCUCAGCACCCAGGAGCACACGAUGCGCAGCGACCUGGCCGACAAUGAUGUGGAUGGCAUAACCGAUGCGGACGCCUCGUCGCUUAGCCAAUCAGCCGAAUACUUUUCGCUAUCUUCCGCUGUGGGCGGACCACUGCCAGCGACGGCGGCAGCGGCAGCGGCUGUAGGCAAGGUGGAGACGCCGCAGUGCAGCAGCAGCGGCAGCGCCAGCAGCCGUAACAAUAGCAACAACAAGCACUGGAGCAAGCAUAUAAGACUCAAGCGCAGCUCAUCGCCGCUGGACACGCACUUAUGACGAAGCGUUUCGCUGGUCGCCUGGCCAGCGAUCGAUGUCAAUGCGCUGCUGCAGCAAACGAUACGCAAAUCGGCGGUGCUGCAGGAGACGCCAGUGAAGCGGCGCACACCAGUCGCAUCGCCGCAGCUGCCACGUCCAGCCGUUGCAGUCGCUGCCACCGGCAGCAACGACAGCUCCACGGCCACCCUUACGCCGGCGCCCAGCGUCAUCAGCGCCAAGCAAACUUUGGCGGUGACCACGCGCAAUGGCAUCACCACCAACACGACCACAUUGCCAGCGCUGAGGACGAAGCGCGGCGGCAAGUACUCGCCGGUGCUGUCCGGCGAUGCCUACAGCUGUGAUCCACUGCAGCGGCGCUCCACUGAGAUCAUACUCUAGAUGUGGGUCCGUCCCACUGAUACCUCUGCUUGGCUGUGUCUACAACAGAGUUGGAAGGAAGGAAUGACGCUUCUUGGAAUUUCAUGUGCAACAUUUUUCUACUCUCAGAUCAACAAACCAACAUCAUUUAGCUGUUCAUCAUGUUGUUAUUCGGGGGUUCCCCAAUGUACAUUAUUUAUAUAUAUAUAUAAUAUUUUUAUUUGUGCGCCAAUAGCUAAUUUGCU
Drosophila navojoa is the source of this 4547-nucleotide messenger RNA. RefSeq lists its product as uncharacterized. Gene Ontology annotation, biological process: phospholipid translocation; retrograde transport, endosome to Golgi. The record is from RefSeq and is a predicted model, not a curated record. Lineage: Eukaryota; Metazoa; Arthropoda; Insecta; Diptera; Drosophilidae. Gene Ontology annotation, cellular component: endosome; trans-Golgi network.